CGGUGGCUCAGUUUCCCAGGACUAUAUUGCAACAAGCCAUGGGCAGCAAGAAGAAGGAAAUAGCCCUGCAGGUUAACAUCAGCACCCAGGAGCUUUGGGAGGAAAUGCUCAGUUCCAAAGGACUAACUGUGGUCGACGUCUAUCAAGGCUGGUGCGGCCCCUGCAAACCCAUGGUGAGCCUCUUCCAGAAGAUGAGGAUCGAGGUUGGCCUGGACCUUCUGCAUUUUGCAUUGGCAGAAGCAGAUCAUCUUGAUGUCCUUGAAAAAUACCGAGGGAAGUGUGAGCCGACCUUUCUGUUUUAUGCAGGUGGAGAGCUGGUGGCAGUGGUUAGAGGAGCCAAUGCCCCGCUGCUGCAGAAAACCAUCCGAGAGCAGCUAGAGGCUGAAAAGAAGGUGCUGGCUGAAGGCUGCGAACGGAAAGUGAUUAGAGACGAGGCUCUCUCUGAUGAAGAUGGAUGCCUCUCCCAUGAUGAAGACAAUGGUGAAGAUGAAGACAUGGCUUCAUCAGGGAAGACCUGCACCUUGGCCAUCAUUAAGCCAGAUGCAGUGGCCCAUGGAAAGACGGAUGAGAUUAUUAUGAAGAUCCACGAAGCCGGUUUUGACAUUUUAACAAAUGAAGAGAGAACCAUGACAGAGGCAGAAAUGCGACUUUUCUAUCAGCACAGAGCUGGAGAGGAGGUAUUUGAGAAGCUGGUACAUCACAUGUGCAGUGGACGGAGCCACCUCCUGAUCCUCACCAGGUCUGAGGACGCUGAGGACGUGAUCACUGCCUGGAGAAUGCUCAUGGGGCCCUGUGACCCUGAUGUGGCAAGGAGGGAGCAGCCUGACAGUCUCCGCGCUCAGUUCGGCACAGAAAUGCCCUUUAACGCAGUCCACGGAAGCCAGGACAGAGAUGACGCCAGCAGAGAACUGGCAUUGCUCUUUCCCACUUUUAAGUUUUCAGACGAAGUUCCAGAAGCUUCUCUGGGCCCUGGGGCAAGGAGCGGCGGGCCCCACUGAGGCAUGUCACUUCCCUGAGGACAUGGAUUGAGAGGCUGGGCUGCAAUUCUGGAGCAUGUGACCAGGGACAAGGCCACGAGAUGAAAUGUCAGUACGCUCGAAUCCGCCACACGUAGGAAAGCUCCAGAAUUGGGACUUAACUCUUUUCAGCAUCAAUACUUUUUUGGUUUGGCUAAUUCUCAAGAACGAUAAAAACAAAAAAUAGUAUAUUCUUUCCUGACUUAUUAAACAGUAUAAAACAUACAGCUUGUUUUUGUUUUUUGCUACCUCUUGGAUUUUAAAAAAUAAGUGGACAUCUGUUAUUGUACCCUCGUGUGAUAUGGUGUCAU
Molecule: messenger RNA, 1327 nt
Organism: Nyctereutes procyonoides (raccoon dog)
Lineage: Eukaryota; Metazoa; Chordata; Mammalia; Carnivora; Canidae
Gene: NME9
Product: NME/NM23 family member 9
Exons: 12
Coding region: 39-998 (319 amino acids)
Biological process (GO): GTP biosynthetic process; UTP biosynthetic process; CTP biosynthetic process
Molecular function (GO): nucleoside diphosphate kinase activity
Source: RefSeq, a predicted model, not a curated record